CUGGCGCAUGCCCAGUCCGUCCAAACAACUUUUUCCUAACACUUCAGAAGAGGUCACUUCACACACCAGUCUGUUAAAUAGCCCUUGUUGAACAACCGGGACAUACACAACGACAUAUUAGUUAAUGGAAUACUUCCUUCUGAAUAUGCGAGCAGGAGCUGAGAAGAUACAAGUAACACACCCACCCGCUUAAGGGAUCGACUCCGCAACCGCCGCCUCGCCGGAGCCACACAGCCUGGAAGAAGUGCGCAUGUGUAAACUGAACGAAAUGAGACUACAAUUCCCAAAAUGCUGUGCGAGACACUCUCCUAGUGCAUGUGCCUUAACCACGUCCACUACUCUUCCAGAUCUGCAAAAAUCCGAAGGUUACUUUUGCUGUCACUAGUUGCACCUGGGCAAAACUUAGACACAUAGAAUUGCAACGAGGGAAUUAAAAAAACAAUUUGUCAUGACUUCCUUAAUGAAAAAGUACUCAGCACAGAAAAGGCACCACAAGCCAUCGGCCCCUACAGGUACAAGCCAUCCAUGUCCUCCCAUCUAAAUCAAGGUUUGCUGAUCAACCGGACACUGUAUGUCUCUGGACAGGUUGGUAGAGAUCCCACAAGUGGAAAGCUUGUGUCAGGAGGGCUGGCAGAAGAAUUUAAACAGGCUCUUGUAAAUGUGGGAGAAAUUCUCAAGGCUGGAGGCUGUGACUUCAGUAAUGUGGUAAAGAGUACUGUUCUACUGGCUGACAUAAAUGACUUCAAUCUUUUUAAUGAUGUCUACAAGCAAUUUUUCAAAGGUAGUUUUCCAGCCAGAUCUACCUACCAAGUUGCUGCUUUGCCUCUCGGAGCUCAUAUGGAAAUUGAAGUGAUAGCUGUGCAGGGGCCACUCACUUGUGUCUGAUUAAGAAAAGAAGUCUCAUCUGGGCUGACAAUGUCAUUUGGGCUGGGGCCAACAUGGUUCUUCAUCUUCUUCUAAUUUUAGCAGCUUCUGUUGAAAAUCCUCAGCUUUGACAAGAUGGAAUUUCAAUGACUAACUUUAGAAGUUGUCCCAGUUAGGGGUCAAAACAGAAUGAAAGUUAUCACAACUUUAAAUUGGAAAACAGAGAGCCAAACAGAAAUAAGAAAUCAGCCAGACUGGGAGGAGAUGGGGGUGGGGAGCCUCGGAACAGUGUUUAAAUAACUUCAUUCACAUACCCUUCCACCUAUCCUAAAGGAUAAAGAGUUGUCAUAGUACCACUCAUACAAGGCUUCUUAGCUUUUUUGGGGUCGUGGACCCUUUCUUUGAGUAAUGAGGGUUGCUUACAUUAAUAAUAUGGAAAUACUAAAUUAGAGUUAGAAAUUAGUGAAAAUAAAGAUAUAAUUUCCUUCCCUACUCAUUUGCACAGACUUCCUGAAAUUUGUCCAGGAAGCCCUUAGGAGUCCAUGGACCCCAGGUUAAGAAUUCCUGCACUAGGAGAACUAUGGCAUAGUGGAAGGGCCCAGAUUUGAACUGUGUUUGAAGACCAGUUCUGCCGUUUACUGUCCAUGUGACCUUGGACAAAUCACUGAACUAUAGUUUCCUCAUUUCAAACUUACUGGCUCCAUUUCCUCUUCUGUAAAAGGGAUUUGGAUUAUAUGGCCUCUGAGAUCCCUUUAAAUUCUAAAUCAAUGAGCUGUAACAUGGGGAUAAUUCCUGUCAUUCUUCUAUCAUAGUGUAGUCAUGGGGAAUUAAGUUAUAUCACAUUUAAAUUGCCUUGUGAAUUAUGAAGCUCCUUGAGUCAGCUGUUAGUAUUAGAAGCCAGGAAGGAAGUCAGUGUUUUCCUCUGGACAAAAAUAUGGAAUGGUGGCCAAAGUGGAACUCCCAGACAGGUAUACCAAAAGUAGGAGAUACUGUCCAAAUAUCCACUUAACCAGUGCCCCAUGUAUUCUGGGAGACUCUUGUUUUUCAGCCUUGUUCAUCAGAGAAUUUAUCUAAUGAUAUUUACAUUAUGAAGUCUGGGUGUUUAGGAUUAAAAUGUGGAUUUCAUCAUAUUAUAUGUCAUUUAUAUCUUAUCACUUACACUCAUAUCACUUAUGGUACCUACCUCUAAUUUAAUACAAUACUAAAUAAAAAGCAAAGAAAAGUA
Messenger RNA from Phascolarctos cinereus (koala), 2089 nucleotides. Lineage: Eukaryota; Metazoa; Chordata; Mammalia; Diprotodontia; Phascolarctidae. The record is from RefSeq and is a predicted model, not a curated record.